Pygocentrus nattereri (red-bellied piranha) is the source of this 3434-nucleotide messenger RNA. It is a transcript of the gene pora, whose product is annotated as P450 (cytochrome) oxidoreductase a. Gene Ontology annotation, molecular function: NADPH-hemoprotein reductase activity; flavin adenine dinucleotide binding; FMN binding. Lineage: Eukaryota; Metazoa; Chordata; Actinopteri; Characiformes; Serrasalmidae. The record is from RefSeq and is a predicted model, not a curated record. Gene Ontology annotation, cellular component: cytosol. The transcript is spliced from 16 exons. Gene Ontology annotation, biological process: response to hormone. Bases 578 to 2608 code for a protein of 676 amino acids.
UGCCGUGUUUUGGGGGUUUAUUGUAUUUUUCUGUGUAUUAAUAUCAGAAGUGAUUCACUCAUUGAUGGAUUUGCUGAUGUGUGUGUUUCUGUUUCUCACACUAAGCUCGGUUUUUAACAUCAGGUGCGGACCGAAUACUUUCCUGCUGGACCGGCCGGCUAAUGACCGCGGUCAGUUAUUAAAGAGAGUCUGGAUUAAUCCGAGUCUGAGGAUUAUAACUGAACAGAUGUGGUGUAAAUGGGUGGAGUAGUAAGGAAGUCGUGGCUGAUUUAAUCCUGAGACUCUUCGUCUCUCAAUACGAGUGAAUCUGCUCACGAGCGGAUCUUGACCUCUCCAGCACGACGGACGCUCAGACGCAUCGCCUCAGAUAGAGAACAAGAGACAACGCGUCCUCUCGGAAUGUAUAUCUGUCUAUAUGGAUGAAACCCAAACAUAUACGGGAGGACCCGGCCCAAGCAGUUAUGCUUCUCUGGGGGAUUUUAUGAGAGGGAACUGGCAACCCUGCUGUCCAUCGUGACGUAAUACCAGCAACCCAGCGUGACCGUGUUCUUCUGCUGACCGCUGGAGGUGAAGAAACAUGGCAGAGCCUGAAGUUAGGAGUGACCCCACAGGUCAGAAGGAGGAGCCUGAGGCGCUCGUCAGCUCCCUGAUAAUCUUCGUCUUCUCCCUCAUCGCCGGCCUGCUUAUCUACUGGCUCCUCUCUCGCAGGAGGCCAGCGCCGGUCCCAGAGAUAAGGACGCCCCUCACAGCAGGAGCAGUAACAAUGCAAGAAACCAGCUUCAUAGAGAAAAUGAAGAAAACUACCCGAAAUGUCAUAGUGUUCUACGGCUCUCAGACGGGCACGGCUGAGGAGUUUGCCAACCGCCUGGUCAAAGAUGCCCAGCGCUACGGUAUAAAAGGCAUGGUGGCUGACCCAGAGGAGUAUGACAUGUCGGAGCUCCCUCGUCUGAGAGAGAUUGACAGCUCCUUGGCCGUGUUCUGCAUGGCCACGUAUGGGGAGGGAGAGCCCACUGAUAACGCCCAGGACUUCUACGACUGGAUGCAGAUGACCGAUGACAGUUUAGAGGGAGUCCACUUUGCAGUGUUUGGACUGGGGAAUAAAACCUAUGAUCACUACAACGCCAUGGGGACGUACACGGAUAAACGCCUGGCAGAACUGGGGGCUACAAGAAUCUUCGACCUUGGCCUCGGAGAUGAUGACGGCAACUUAGAGGAAGAUUUUAUUUCAUGGAAGGGACAGUUCUGGCCAGCCGUCUGCGAGUUUUUCGGAGUGCAGGCUACACAGGAGGAAUGCAGCAUUCGGCAGUUUGAGCUGGUGGUCCACAGUGAUGUCAAUAUGAAUGAGGUGUACACAGGCGAACUGGGCCGCCUCUUGAGCUUUCAGGACCAGAAACCGCCUUUUGAUGCAAAGAAUCCCUUCUUGGCACCUGUAGCCAUUAACCGUAAGCUGAACAAAGGAGGAAGUCGCCAUUUGAUGCAUUUAGAACUGGAUAUCUCAGGCUCUAAAAUUAGGUACGAUGCUGGAGACCACGUUGCUGUUUAUCCAAUGAACGAUGUGCCGCUGGUGAAUAGACUGGGGGAGAGACUGGGUGUCGACCUUGACACAGUCAUCACGCUGAAGAAUCUAGAUGAGGAGGCCAAUAAGAAGCACCCGUUCCCCUGUCCCACCACAUACCGCGCAGCACUGACCCACUAUUUGGAUAUCACCAGUCCUCUGCACACCAACGUGCUGUUCGACCUGUCCCAGUACGCUUCUGACCCUGAGGAGAAGGAGAUCUUGCGCAAGAUGGCCUGCUCUUCUUCUGAAGGCAAGGCUCUGUACCAUAGCUGGGUGGUGGAAUCCGAGAGGAACAUCCUGGCUGUUUUAGAGGAUCUGCCGUCCCUGCGCCCUCCCAUAGAUCACCUCUGUGAACUUCUACCUCGUCUGCAGGCGCGCUACUACUCCAUCGCCUCGUCUGCCAAGGUCCACCCCAGCUCGAUACACAUCUGCGUGGUUGUGCUGGAGUACACUACCAAGACGGGACGAGUCUUCAAGGGUGUAGCCACCAACUGGCUCAAAGACAAAGUGGUGACUGACGGUAGCCCCAGGCCCACUGUGCCCAUGUACGUCAGGAAGUCACAGUUCCGCCUCCCGUUCAGAGCCAGUACCCCUGUAAUUAUGAUCGGGCCUGGCACCGGCAUCGCUCCCUUCAUGGGCUUCAUCCAGGAGAGAGCAUGGCAGAAAGAACAAGGCAAGGAGACGGGUGAGGCGAUACUUUACUUCGGCUGUCGCCAUAGAAACGAGGACUUCAUUUACCAGGAGGAACUGGAGGAGUUUGAAAAGGCGGGUGUGCUGACUCAGCUACACGUGGCUUUUUCCAGGGAUCAGGAGCACAAGGUCUACGUUCAACAUCUCCUCAAGCAGAGCAAAGACCAUUUAUGGAAGCUGAUCCACUCCAGCAAUGCACACAUAUACGUCUGUGGGGACGCUCGUAACAUGGCCAGGGACGUCCACGCUGCUUUCCACGAGAUCGCCGAAGAGGUCGGAGGCCUGACACACACACAGGCUGUGGACUAUUUCCAGCGGCUGAUGACUAAAGGCCGCUACUCGCAAGACGUUUGGAGCUGAAACUACGCGGACCGUGUCCAUCGCUUUGCCUCUGAUUUGACCAACUUGGAUUAAAUGAGUGUUGCAGACUGCAGGCUCAUGUCGUGCCCAGAUGAGCUGAAGUGCUUGCAUGAAACGCACAGUGUGUGAAUUUGACCGUCAAACAGCUGCUUUCAGAUUUCUUCUGUGCAUGAAAAGUCCAAGAGGUGGACCCUCUUCACAUGGGACCCCGUCGAGUCUUCAAACCACUACAAAAUGCGGAAAUGCACAAGCGCUUUACUGCCCAGACGUCAGUUUUAGGACAUUUAGUGUUUCUUUUAGUGAGCGUGGAAUAUGAACGAUCAUAAUCACAUUUAUUUAUUUCAAUAAACGUGUGAAAAGCGUAUGAAGAAACCAGAACACUGCACUACGUUCACAGUUUGGGAGUAUUUUAUUUGCCAGAAAAUUCCGAUGUUUUGAGAAACACAUCAUAUUUUUUCUUCUCUUUUAGGCCACCGAAUGAAACUUUCAUACUGAUGUACUAUAUAAUAUAUAUAUAAUAUAUAUACUAUAUAAUCGAUGCAGGUGCAGUAGCCAAGAUGUUUUCAUUGUUGUUCUUUUGGUGAGGAAAUGAUGUACAGAUUUCUCAGUAAACCAUUGAGGUCAGUCCUGGGGGCCCAAUGUCCUACACACAUUCGACCAGGAGCUACACGAUGCAGACCAGCCCACUCCAACCUGUACAGUGCAGGCCAGUCAAGUUCUUCCACACCAAACUGGCUCAUCCACGUCUUUAUGGACCUGCUUUGUGCACUGGUGUGCAGUCAUGUUGGAGCAGGAAGGGGCCGUCCCCAAACUGUUCCCACAAAGU